GUUUUUAUGUGCCUCCCAGUAGCAGCUAUAUGGGAUUUUAGGCUUCGUCCGCCACCCAUGGGCACAGGCUGCGCGUUAUGUCUAAGUGUUAGUACCUUUAGUCAGAUUGCUCUUUUCAACUCAAUCGUCAACAUCGCUACCGACUUCUUGCUCGCCCUCCUGCCUAUUCCGGUCAUAUUCAGUCUUCAAGUUCGAAUCCGCAUCAAAAUUAUGCUCGCUCUCGUCCUCUCGCUCGGUAUAUUUGCAUCUGUUGCUGGGAUAAUGAAGGCCCAUGUAAGCAAAACCAUUUUGAACGACCCCGAACGCUUCGUGCAUGACACAUUCUCCAUGUGGAACUUCAUCGAGCUUGAUGUCGGUAUUUUGGCCGCCUCUUUGCCUACGCUCAGGCCUCUGUUCAAUCGCUUUCUUGAAGCUGCGCGAUCAGCCGUACAGAGUCAGUCUACCACAACACCACGAUUCAGCUUCCGAGAACCUGGAUUGUCAAGCAAGGCCAUGGCGCCACCGACAUCUCGCGAUAUGGCCCUAGCGGUCUUGAUCCCAUUACCAUUCGACAUCGUAUCGACCAUCUUACGGUUCUGGAUCCGUUACAAAAGGAAAGCAUGGGGACCAGAUGACUGGGCUAUGUUGAUCAACUUGCCGUUCUGGUCGGUGAGUACCAUAGCCACAAUCGCUAUGGCUUGGAGUGGCGUUGGUCAGUACGAUGGCUCUUUGAGCGAGUAUCAAUACUCUAAUUCUUUAAUGUGGUUCUACAUUUUCCAAGAGCCGUGGUGCUUCACUCUCAUCGCGAUCAAGUGCAGCAUCGGAUUUGCCUUGAUUCGAAUCGCAAGCGGCAAGAAAUGGAUCGAGAUGGUCAUCUACACAUGCAUGUUGUCUUGUGCGAUCAUUAUGGGCGGGACGGGAAUGUACCUUUUCUUCCAAUGCUCGCCCGUACAAAAGAACUGGUAUGUUAAUAUGCCAGGGGCAUGUAAAGAGCGCACUAUUCAGACGGCACUUUCGUACGCCGUCGCCGUGGUGUCGAUAUCAACGGACUGGAUCUUUGCGACUCUACCCAUAUUCCUACUUUGGGAUGUACAACUAGACUGGCGAGUCAAAAGCUCCGUGAUAGCCAUGCUUGGUCUAGGAGUCUUCGCCUCAAUUGCUCCAAUCGUGCGUCUUAAGUUUCUCAUUGGCUUGAACGAUCCGAACAGGCUUCUACAGAAUCUCGGCGAGAUCCUCGCCUGGGCUUGCGCCGAGAUGAAUGUCGGCAUGUUUGUCGCCAACCUGCCCGCCUGCCGUCCCAUACUCACCAACCUCAUCUCGCACUUUUCGUCUUCGUUCCGAAGCCGGUCUGGAGCUUCACGCAAUUAUGGCUCGUCGAAGAAGCCAUAUGCCCGUGGCUCACUGCGUGGUGGCGAUCCCGCAUCGAAACACUGGAUGGAGCUUGACGAGCGACCAGAGAGCACUGGACUGAACAACCAUCUGGGCAAUAAAUCCAAGGAUGUGGGUGUCGAGACAAAAAUCUAUGGUGACUUGGAUGAAAUCAGCAAUAUAAGCUCUGAACGUGAUGACGGAAGCCAGAAGCGUAUUGUCAACAAGCGACCAAGUGGCGAUGGCAUUCAGGUUAACGUUCAGAAAGACUUCAAAGUCGAGAUCACUAGCGGGAAACAGUUACCACCGUUGCCUAGGCUGCGGUCGGAACCAGUCUGA
Molecule: messenger RNA, 1686 nt
Organism: Alternaria burnsii
Lineage: Eukaryota; Fungi; Ascomycota; Dothideomycetes; Pleosporales; Pleosporaceae
Exons: 8
Source: RefSeq, a predicted model, not a curated record